CCUAGUGAGUUUGAGCACCUGAGCUGACCAGGAACGCAUAGCUGCGGGCUGUGAGGUCUGGUCUCAUCCCCCCGGAAGGUGCCCCUGUGAAGGUGUCCCUGUUUGGGAAGGUGAUGGCCAUCGUUGUCUGAGUUAGACCUGCUUCAGUGUGGGAGCCGUCCUGUGUCACUCAUCUCUCCACCUAAGGAGAUUGAAUCCCUCUCUGGAACUUCUGAAUGUUUUUUUUACUAGUGGGAACACUUUCUAUACAGCAACGCUGAUGGCUUAAUUUUGGCAAGUGCUGGUGUGGCUUUGGUUCUGCUGUGCUUCGCGAAGCUUGAGUCUGAAGGAUACAGGGCUUUCUGGGAUGACAAUAUGACUCACAGUAAAGGAAGAUCUGUCACUCACAAGACAAGUGGCAGUCCAGACACUGGAGGAGGCUUUGUAGACUGGACUUUAAAUUUCAACACAAUUCAGUCGGACAAGUUUUUAAACUUGCUUUUAAGCAUGGUGCCAGUCAUUUACCAGAAGAACCAGGAAGACAGGCAUAAAAAAUCAAAUGGCAUUUGGCAGGAAGGAUUGUCAGGUGCAGCACAGACCUUCGGCAAGAGAUCAGAGCCACAUCUGGACUACCACGAGUUCUCGGAGCAGGCCUUCCACGGCGGCAGCGGGCACGCUCCAGCCAACUGCAGCCCCAAGUAUGACGACUACGCCGGCUAUAACUACUGUGAUGGGAGGGAGGCUUCGGAAACCACCGCCAUGCUACAGGACGAAGAUCUGUCCAGUGAGGGCGAUGAUGUUAUUGUGGAAACAAACCAGAAGCUACCGAGGGAGUCCAGCGGCAUCAUGGCUCUGCAGAUUCUCGUGCCGUUCUUGCUGGCUGGGUUUGGAACAGUUUCUGCCGGCAUGGUUUUGGACGUAGUACAGCACUGGGAGGUGUUCAAGAACGUGACUGAAGUCUUCAUCUUAGUCCCUGCACUUCUUGGUCUCAAAGGGAACUUGGAAAUGACACUGGCUUCUCGGUUAUCCACUGCGGUAAAUGUUGGGAAGAUGGACUCACCCAUUGAAAAGUGGAAUCUAAUCAUUGGCAACUUGGCUUUAAAGCAGGUCCAGGCCACAGUGGUUGGUUUUUUAGCGGCCGUGGCAGCGAUCAUAUUGGGCUGGAUUCCAGAAGGGAAGUAUUACCUCAGCCAUUCCAUCCUUCUGUGCUCUAGCAGCGUGGCAACCGCCUUCAUUGCAUCACUUCUGCAGGGAAUAAUAAUGGUUGGAGUUAUCGUUGGCUCGAAGAAGACAGGCAUAAACCCUGACAACGUGGCCACACCCAUUGCUGCUAGUUUUGGUGAUCUGAUAACUCUUGCCAUAUUAGCUUGGAUAAGUCAGGGUUUGUACUCCUGUCUUGAGACAUAUUAUUACAUUUCGCCAUUAGUUUGUGCCUUUUUCUUGGCCCUGACACCUAUCUGGAUUAUAAUAGCUGCCAAACACCCAGCCACCAGGACAGUGCUCCACUCGGGCUGGGAGCCCGUCAUAACAGCCAUGGUCAUAAGCAGCAUUGGGGGCCUUAUUCUGGACACCACUGUAUCUGACCCAAACUUGGUUGGGAUUGUUGUUUACACGCCAGUUAUCAACGGUAUCGGUGGCAAUUUGGUGGCCAUUCAGGCUAGCAGGAUUUCUACCUACCUCCAUUUGCAUAGCAUCCCUGGGGAGCUGCCCGAAGAGCCCAAAGGUUGUUCCUACCCGUUCAGGACGUUCUUUGGUUCAGGUAAGUGUGUGUGUGUGUGUGUGUGUGUGUGUGUGUGUGUCACUGCUAAGGUCCCCUCCACUUGUACAGUGGAGGAUGUGGACAGUGAGGAUGUGGACAGUGAGGAUGUGGACAGUGAGGAUGUAGACAGUGAGGAUGUGGACAGUGAGGAUGUGGACAUGAGGAUGUGGACAGUGAGGAUGUGGACGGUGGAGGAUGUGGACAGUGAGGAUGUGGAGGACAGUGAGAAUGUGGACAGUGAGGACGUGGACAGUGAGGACGUGGUCGGUGAGGACGUGGACGGUGAGGACGUGGACGGUGAGGAUGUGGACAGUGAGGAUGUGGACAGGGAGGACGUGGACAGUGAGGAUGUGGACAGUGAGGACGUGGACAGUGAGGAUGUGGACAGAGGAGGAUGUGGACAGUGGAGGAUGUGGACAGUGAGGAUGUGGACAGUGAGGAUGUGGACAGUGAGGAUGUGGACGGUGAGGAUGUGGACAGUGAGGAUGUGGUCAGUGGAGGAUGUGGAUGGUGAGGACGUGGACGGUGAGGAUGUGGACGGUGAGGAUGUGGACGGUGGAAGAUGUGGACAGCUCAGGACAUCCCACUCAGAUCUUGGGAUGGUGCGGAGAUCCCCAGAUCCCUGGCUUGCGUCGGACUGCUGCCUGGAGAACCAGACCUCCAGCAGUUUCUCGGUCCCUUCGAAAAAAUGUGUAGCUUCCAUCACCGCAGCCUUGGCCAGUGAAGCUGUCAGGAAGCAUCAGCCUCAAGCAGGGGGCAGCAGGGCUCAGAGUGUGAUGUCUGUGGCAGAAGUCCAAGGGCAUCCGGCAUUCAGCCCCGGGGAUCUUAUUUUUGGUACCUGUCUCUCAGAUUUGGACAAGCCACCCUCCUUCCUGAAACAAGCAGUUCAGGCCGGUGGCCACGUUAAGGGCGGGGAGAUGCAGGCGACAGCGGUCAUCUCUGGUUCUCUCUUGCAGGUGUUCACCUUGCUGUGGAUCGCCGACUGGAUGGUCCAUCGCUUCUGGAGGAAAGGGAAGGACCCAGACAGUUUCUCCAUCCCCUACCUGACGGCACUGGGUGACCUGCUUGGGACAGCUCUGCUGGCCUUAAGUUUCCAUUUCCUCUGGCUAAUCGGAGACCACGAUGGAGACGUUGGGGACUAAUGGAUCCUAGAAGCUGUUGCGGGGUCGCCCAGGAGGAGAACACAAGGCAGCCACUGCUGCCCCUCCCCAGCUCUCUUCAUCUGUUGUGUGACUUAUGCCGGGGUAGUCUGCGGUUCACCCUGACUCCAUAAUGGCCUUAACGUACUUUUUAAGGAAUUUGUGCUGAAACCACAAUGAACGGUAUUUGUGCUGCUUUUUGUAGAAUAAAUAAUUUGACACAGACAUAGAUACAAGCUCACACUCUGAAGUUAAUUAGGAAAGAAUAUAGGAUGUUUACAAUGAAUAAUUUUGAAACCACAGAGCUAGCAGAAAUACACUUUAUUAUUAAGUUAUAGUGCAAGGUUAGAGGCAGGGGAGCCUCAGCCGCCUUUGUCCUACAGCUGUCUCCCUGCAGCGGAUGCUGUGACGGGAAAGGGACCAGCCGAGCUUCCCUAAGUGUUAAUUAUGCCCUCCUCCGCGGGAGCAAGGUUGCCAAUCACUUAUUCCUAAACUGACUAAUUCCUUCUGCUGAACACGUGACAAACUGACUUGUAUUGUGUGUAAAACUGCCCUGUGCCAAUGCUCAUUUUAUGUCAAGUUCUCAACAGGUGAUGCUUUAGGAGAAGGGGUCGCCAUGCCGCCCCCGCAGGACUUCAGUUUGCAGGCCCCUUGCUCUGGUUCCCUCCUCCUGACCCUAAAAGCAGGGGGCCGUUUUGUUCAUUUGGAAAAUGUUGAUCUGAUUUAGAAAAUGGUCAUCAGAGCAGAAAAUCAGUUGAGCUGUAUUUGUGGGCACAGGAUGUGUGUGUGUGUGUGUGUGUGUGUGUGUGUGUGUGUGUGUGUGUGUCCGUGCAAAUAUGUGUCAACAUGUGUGUAUAUGUAUGUUCGAGAGUGUGAGCAUGUAUAAGCAUAUGUGAGUGUAUGUAUGCAUGUGUGUGUGUGUGUGUGUGUGUGUGUGUGUGUGUGUGUGUGUGAAGAGAGAGAGACAGAGGCAGAUAGAGACCAGAGAGAAAGACAGAGAGAGACAGAGAAACAGACAAAGUAAUUCCUUUUUCUAAAGUAAGUACCAUUUAAUAUAAAACUGCUGAGGGAGUAGAGUGCCCAUGACAUUGACUGUCACAGUGAGUUGGUGUUGUGUAACCAGUGGGUGGUUGUAAAUAUAUUGAGGAAGUAUUCUUAUUAUUGUGGAGGCUGUGGUUUAGAGUUAUAUAUUUUUGCUUACGUUUAAACUUCAUUCAAUUCUUCUGCCUUAUAAUCAGACUUUGAAGGCAUGGUUUGAACUAAUUAUGGAUCUCUCCUUUAGAGAGUUGUCACAGAGUGAACAUGCUGACAAAAUAAGCAUAAAGUUUACAUUGAUGAAUAUUUAAUUGCAAAGAUUAUUUUAUGUUUUAAAAAUUAAUAUACCUUUCCUUUUAUUAUAAGGUAUUUGUGAAUUUGGGUUUUGCAUUUGGGCUGUACAUUCUUUUGUUUUGAGACAGCCUUGCUCUGUCUCCCAGGCUGGUCUUGAACCUGAGGCCUAUCCACUGAGCUUCUUUUCUUGAACUCGCAGAGUCAGUACCAGUGUUAGCCCUGGCCAACAGUGUGCAGGGGCCGACAGCAGUCUCUCCCGUCUGGAUCGCAGGGACAGAGGGAUGCAGAGGAGUGACAUUGUUAAGACUGCACAGAUGCAAAGGGGCCAGACUGUUCUAGACCUGUAGACUUCGCUGUGUCCAUCUGCCCAACCCCCCAAAGCACACAAACUCUCCACCUCCUUACCUGAGAGGAAGCCGGCUGGAGAAAGUCCAGUCCAUGUUCCUAGUCUUCAGAAUUGCAGGGAUGCCUCCACCGAAUGUCUUGGUGGUCAGCACAGCCAGCUCGGAGCUAGUCAUGUUCCUAAUGUCAGAGAGACUGUAAAUGAAAUAAUGAAUACUAUAACUUAUAAAAUAUUUUCCACUUUAUGAUGAAGACUUUUGAUUAUAAAACAACACCUCAUUUCUUUUCCUUUUGUUUUUGUUUUGUUUUUCGAGACUGGGUUUCUCUCUGUGUAGCCCUGGCUGUCCUGGAAGUCGCUCUGUAGACCAGGCUGGCCUGAAACUCACAGAGAUCCUCCUGUUUCUGCCUCCCGAGCACUGGGAUUGAAGGCAUGUGCCACCACUGCCUGGUGACGCCUCUAAGCACCAGCCCUCUUCCUAGAGUUACUGUGCCAUGGGAGGAUAACGGGCAGCUGAUGCUCAGCCUUUGUCAGGACAGCAAACCGUCUAAGAUGAGUGCAAUUGGCAAAAACAGACGCGGCCUGAAUGGGUUGUAAAAGGAUAUACAUUUCUUUAAAAACAAUUGCAGAUCUUUGAAAGUCUUCAUGUAAGCAUAUAAGUUUUAUUUACCCAUAAAAUUUAUUAUCAGUCUUAGGUAAACUAACAGUAUUUUUAUACCACAAAAAAAACCCUACUUUCCAAAACUCUUGUCCCACUAAUUUACCAGGCACAUUCUACACACAGCUAAAUAAAUCAUAUUUUUUUAUUCUUGACCAUCCACCUUUUUUUUUUUUUUUUUUGAAAUUUCCAAAGUUUCUUAGAGGCUAAUGAAACACGUGGAGGAUGUCUUAUGGAGACAUCAGAAAACCUCACACCAUAAGCUGCCCGUGAUGUGGCCAAAUGAGUCCUUUAAAGUCUCUCAGGGGGCCGGGCGGUGGUGGCGCACGCCUUUAAUCCCAGCACUCGGGAGGCAGAGGCAGGCGGAUCUCUGUGAGUUCGAGGCCAGCCUGGGCUACCAAGUGAGUCCCAGGAAAGGCGCAAAGCUACACAGAGAAACCCUGUCUCGAAAAACCAAAAAAAAAAUAAAUAAAUAAAGUCUCUCAGGGGUGGGGCGUCCCUUCCUCCCUGUGUCUAAGGUAUAGUUUACCCGCUGACCGUGGGCUCUGGCACCUUGGAAUUGUGAAAACCCAGUCAAAAUAAAAUGUGAGAAGCA
Molecule: messenger RNA, 5799 nt
Organism: Peromyscus maniculatus bairdii (prairie deer mouse)
Lineage: Eukaryota; Metazoa; Chordata; Mammalia; Rodentia; Cricetidae
Source: RefSeq, a predicted model, not a curated record